This is a messenger RNA of Leptopilina boulardi, 5025 nucleotides long. It is a transcript of the gene PCB, whose product is annotated as pyruvate carboxylase, mitochondrial. Gene Ontology annotation, cellular component: cytoplasm. Gene Ontology annotation, biological process: gluconeogenesis; pyruvate metabolic process. The record is from RefSeq and is a predicted model, not a curated record. The coding region runs from base 427 to 4020 and encodes 1197 amino acids. The transcript has 13 exons. Gene Ontology annotation, molecular function: metal ion binding; pyruvate carboxylase activity; ATP binding. Lineage: Eukaryota; Metazoa; Arthropoda; Insecta; Hymenoptera; Figitidae.
GUCAUAAUGUGCAUGACUAUUUCCGUAUAGAGGUCGAAUGCAUGUGCCAGGACAUUUACUAAACAACAUUUUAGUACGGUUUAGACUUUAGCCGAACGGUCUGGCCAAUCUAGUAUCUGCUGAUCGGCUUUGAAUCCGGUACUCGCUCGAGGCCCAAUAGAAUCGACAGAGUGGGCGAGUUCCGGAGGGAAAAAGAAUAUUGUAGAAAAACAUUCCAUAAUUUAUACAUAGAUUUAUACAUAUAUAUAUAUGUGUGUAUAUAAUUAAGCCGUACUCAGUGAAGAAAAAUUACGACAAUAUUCUCUCGAGAAAGACAGACUGACAAGGAUAAUCAAGAAUUUUUGAAAAUUUUAACAAAAACACCAAAAAAAUACUCUUAUAUAUAAAUAUAUAUAAAGGGAGAUAAAGGAACUUUCAUCCCUCAAAAUGUAUUCGAUUCGUAAAGCCAAUAAAGUACUUUCCAGGCACAGAGAGGCACUACAGAUUUUAAAUAUUUCCCAAAAGAAUUUUAGCACUGAUGUUGAAUAUAAACCGAUUCGCAGCGUUCUAGUCGCAAAUCGAGGCGAAAUUGCAAUUCGUGUUUUUCGAGCAUGCACAGAACUUGGAAUUCGAUCAGUGGCAAUUUAUUCCGAGCAGGACAAAAUGCAAAUGCAUCGACAAAAGGCUGAUGAGGGCUACAUGGUUGGUCGUGGUCUUCCACCCGUUCAGGCUUAUCUAAAUAUUCCAGAAAUAAUUAAAGUUGCCAAAGAGAAUAAUGUCGAUGCCAUUCAUCCAGGCUAUGGUUUUCUAUCGGAAAGAUCUGAUUUUGCUCAAGCAGUUGUCGACGCUGGAAUUAGAUUUAUUGGUCCUAGUCCAAAAGUCGUGCAGCAAAUGGGAGAUAAAGUGGCAGCUAGACAAGCAGCAAUUGAAGCUGGAGUACCAAUAGUUCCCGGAACUGAUGGACCAGUAACGACAGCCGAUGAGGCCAUGGAAUUUUGCAUGAAACAUGGACUUCCAGUUAUCUUCAAAGCUGCCUAUGGAGGUGGAGGACGAGGUAUGAGAGUUGUUAGACAAAUGGAAGAGGUUCGAGAAAUGUUCGAAAGAGCUUCAUCAGAAGCUAAAGCUGCAUUUGGAAAUGGUGCUAUGUUUAUUGAAAAAUUCAUCGAAAGGCCCAGACAUAUUGAAGUUCAACUUCUUGGCGAUAAUGGAGGAAAUGUUAUUCAUCUAUUUGAAAGAGAUUGCUCUGUUCAAAGACGUCAUCAAAAGGUUGUAGAAAUUGCUCCUGCUCCAAGUUUAGAUCCAAAAGUUAGAAAUAAAAUGACAGAUCAUGCAGUGAGAUUAGCAAAACAUGUUGGAUAUUCAAACGCUGGUACUGUCGAAUUUUUAGCUGACGAAACAGGAAAUUUCUACUUUAUUGAAGUCAAUGCAAGACUACAGGUUGAACAUACUGUUACUGAAGAAAUUACAGGAAUUGAUUUGGUCCAAUCGCAAAUUCGCAUUGCCGAAGGAAUAACAUUACCGGAAAUGGGAAUGACACAGGAAAAUAUAAAACCUCAAGGAUAUGCGAUUCAAUGUCGAGUUACCACUGAAGAUCCUGCUAAAAGUUUUCAACCCGAUACAGGAAGAAUUGAAGUAUUUCGAUCUGGUGAAGGAAUGGGCAUUCGUUUAGAUGGUGCUUCUGCAUUUGCUGGUGCUAUUAUUUCGCCAUAUUAUGAUUCUCUACUUGUUAAGGUAAUUGCACAUGCAGCCGAUUUACAAUCAUCGUGUGCAAAAAUGAAUCGUGCACUUCGAGAAUUUCGUGUUCGUGGUGUAAAGACAAAUAUUCCAUUUUUAUUGAAUGUCCUUGAAAAUCAGAAAUUCCUCAAUGGAAAUGUUGACACAUAUUUUAUUGAUGAAAAUCCUCAACUAUUUCAAUUUCAACCGAGUCAAAAUCGAGCACAAAAAUUAUUAAAUUACUUGGGUACUGUUCUUGUAAAUGGUCCCAGUACCCCAUUAGCUACAAAUUUAAAACCAGCUGAAAUUCGGCCAUACGUUCCUCAAAUAGCAAUUGACUUUGCUAAGCUUGCAGCUGCCGAAGAGUCCAGCGAUGAGGACCUUCCAGGACUUUUAGAUCCACCAAAAGGUUUUCGACAAAUUUUAAAAGAAAAGGGACCCGAAGCUUUUGCUAAAGCUGUUCGUGAACACAAAGGUUUACUUCUAAUGGACACAACUUUCCGUGAUGCACAUCAAUCACUCCUGGCAACUAGAGUCAGAUCUCAUGAUUUACUAUUAAUUUCUCCAUUUGUCGCUCACAAAUUCAGUAAUCUUUAUGCACUCGAAAAUUGGGGUGGAGCAACAUUUGACGUAGCUUUAAGAUUUUUACACGAAUGUCCUUGGGAACGUCUCGAAGAUAUGAGAAAAGCUAUUCCCAAUAUACCAUUUCAAAUGUUACUACGAGGUGCUAAUGCCGUUGGUUAUACAAAUUAUCCCGACAAUGUUGUUUUUAAAUUUUGCGAACUCGCCGUUCAAACUGGAAUGGAUAUAUUCAGGGUUUUUGAUUCAUUGAAUUAUCUACCGAAUCUCAUUCUUGGUAUGGAAGCUGCUGGUAAGGCAGGUGGAGUUGUUGAAGCAGCAAUCUCUUACACUGGAGACGUAAGUGAUCCAUCGAGGACAAAAUAUGAUCUCAAAUAUUACACGAAUUUGGCUGAUGAAUUGGUUAAGGCUGGAACUCACGUUUUGUCAAUAAAAGACAUGGCUGGACUUUUAAAACCAAGAGCCGCUGGUCUACUUAUUGAUGCCAUCAGACAAAAACAUCCAGACAUUCCAAUUCACAUUCAUACACACGAUACAGCAGGUGCUGGAGUUGCUUCUAUGUUGGCUUGCGCUCAAAGUGGAGCUGAUGUUGUUGAUGUUGCCGUUGACAGUAUGUCUGGCAUGACAAGUCAACCUUCAAUGGGAGCUGUUGUUGCUGCCCUUCAAGACACACCAUUGGACACAAAUUUGGAAUUAAGUGACAUUUCUGAGUACUCAGCCUAUUGGGAACAAACACGAACUUUAUACGCACCAUUUGAAUGCACAACAACCAUGAAAUCUGGCAAUGCGGAUGUUUAUCUCAAUGAAAUUCCCGGUGGACAAUAUACAAAUUUACAAUUCCAGGCGUAUUCCCUUGGACUUGGUGAAUUUUUCGAGGACGUUAAAAAAGCCUAUCGUGAAGCUAAUAUUCUUUUGGGUGAUGUUAUUAAAGUUACUCCUAGCUCAAAAGUUGUUGGUGAUCUCGCACAAUUUAUGGUUCAAAAUAAAUUAACUGCCGACGAUGUACUCAGUAAGGCUGAGGAAUUAUCAUUUCCAAAAUCAGUUGUUGAAUUUCUUCAGGGUGCCAUUGGUGAACCAUAUGGUGGUUUUCCAGAACCUCUUAGAUCAAAAAUUCUUAAGGAUAUGCCACGUGUGAAAGGAAGACCUGGAGCAAAUCUUGCGCCUCUUGAUUUUGAAAAAGUAAAAAAAGAAGUCAAAGAAGCUCAUCCACAAGCAACAGAUAGAGAUGUUAUGUCUGCAGCACUUUAUCCAGAAGUGACAAAUGAUUAUUUAACUUUUAAGGAAUCAUUUGGACCUGUUGAUAAACUUGAUACAAGAAUAUUCCUUACAGGACCUAAAGUUGGUGAAGAAUUUGACGUUACCAUUGAAAAGGGAAAAACUUUAGGUAUCAAGACUCUAGCAAUGUGUGAAGAUCUUACUGCUAAUGGAGAACGCGAAGUGUUCUUUGAAAUGAACGGUCAAUUGAGAUCAGUCUUCAUUAAGGACAAAGAAGCUGUUAAGGAACUUCAUUUUCAUCCAAAGGCAAACAAGGCGGAUAAAAGUCAAGUCGGUGCACCAAUGCCAGGUUCGGUAAUUGAUAUUAGGGUAAAAGUUGGCGAUACAGUGGAAAAAGGAGCAGCUUUAGUUGUACUUUCUGCAAUGAAAAUGGAGAUGGUAGUUCAGGCACCGAAAGCUGGAAAAAUAAAAUCUCUCGAAAUCACACAAGGAAUGAAAUUGGAAGGUGAAGAUCUCCUCUUAACAAUGGAAUAAAAAUUGUCUGGCAAAAAUAUCUAAAGAGAUUUUCCUAACGAGCUGGUCUCGUCACACAUCAAAAAAAAAAAAAAAAAGUUUAGAAACUUUUUCUUAAAUGAAAAAAAGCAAAUUAAUUAUCAUUAAGCACAUGUGAAUUAAUUAAUAUCAACAUCCGUUAAUCAUUUAAAGAUUUAAAAAAUCUAUGAUGGACUAUAAACUUGCAUCGAAUUUUAUGCGAAAUUAUGAAAAAAACAUUAUUGCGCUUGCAAUAAUGUCAUUGGAACGAAAAAUUUAGAUGUCAAUUAAUAAUUUGUCCGUCUUAAUUUGUAAAGUUUAUAUAGAAAAAUAGUAUAGAACAUUUUUUGUAAAUUUUUAAAGAAUCUUUCACAAAAUGUUUUUUAAAAAAAAGCGAUUAAAGUCAAAUAAGUGAGGAAUUGAAAACAAAUCAAUUAAAUAUAGUCAAUAAUUUGAUGAAUUAGUAAUAAAUUUAAUUAAUUAAUAAUUACGAAAUAAAUUACUAAUUCCUUACAUAUUAAUUAAUAAAGAAAUUUCGAGAAUUGAGUCCGAUAACGAUUUUUAAAUACAAUUUUUUAAUGUUUAUUUGCACAAGAAUCGUAUUCAAUGAAAAAAAAUAUUCAAAUGCGAAAAUUAGUUAAAUUUUUUAAAUAGCACAAGACACCACAUACCAUUGCCAUAUUAAAGCCUUAUCAAAUGUAUAUUAAUUGAACGUUACUCAACAAUUUUAAGUAAAUGUUAUCAAUUCGGGACAAGAAGAUAAUUAAUUUCCUUGAUUAUAAUAAUAUAUAGUUAUACAAUCAUCGAUCGAAAUAUAUAUUAAAUAAAAAUAUUUAAAAAAAUAGUGCUUCCAAAUUAGAAAAAGAGAAACGAAUUUAACAAGUGAAUCGAAAAGAAUAUUGUUGUAGAGUUUAUUUAAUUGUUUUUUUUUUAAUGAAAUGUUAAUUGUUUUCAUAUUAAGAAAAUAUUAUAAAAUAGAUUUAUAAUAAAUGUACAAAUUAAAAUUUA